AGAACAGUUUCCUGUUUGGAGGAAACUCUACUUGUAAGAAGUUGACAUUGAACACAUUCAGCGUUAAAAACAUGGUUUCUCUGUCUUUAAACUCGUUAAAAACAAUCAUGCGGGCGAUGGUGGACACUCCGGGGUUUGAUCGAGUUUUAAGUAAGGUAUGUCACAGUAAAAAAAAAAAUAUUUUACGAGUUACUGUACAAUAAACUACUGUAAGCACCGGAGGUUGCUGCCCAACUCCACCCAUUUACCUCCUUGACAGGCUUGUUGUGCAUGUAAAAAUACCAUUUGAAAAAACUUACAUUUUCUCUCGUUACCUAGGGUGAAUCUCAAUUAUAUUUUCUUGAUUCCUCACUUCCUCCCUCGUGUCCUUUUCAUUGCACAUCUGAGGUUCCUCCAAUGCAUUUUGAGGAGGCAAGUAGAGGAGACAAGGAAAUAUUCAGAUUUACCCCUAGUCUUGCUACUCUGAUAUAUUACAGUGCCGUCUUCUUUAAUUGAUCAAGGGAUAAUGAAUGACUGGUUGUCUGUUCCCCAGGUGGACAUUGUAACAGCCAGCCCAGGGACAGUGGUGUGUGAGUUUAAAGUUGAAGAGGAGCACACCAACCGGGGGGGCACCCUUCACGGGGGUCUAACGGCAACGCUGGUCGACGUCAUCUCCACCACGGCCAUCAUGUACACGGAACGGGGGGCGCCUGGUGUCAGCGUGGACAUGAACAUCACGUGA
This is a messenger RNA of Coregonus sp. 'balchen', 721 nucleotides long. NCBI's taxonomy places the organism in Eukaryota, Metazoa, Chordata, Actinopteri, Salmoniformes, Salmonidae. The record is from the annotation of a GenBank genome assembly.